Molecule: messenger RNA, 5352 nt
Organism: Cricetulus griseus (Chinese hamster)
Lineage: Eukaryota; Metazoa; Chordata; Mammalia; Rodentia; Cricetidae
Source: RefSeq, a predicted model, not a curated record
GGCUUUUCUCCAGGUGAAUUCCAGGAGGCACCCGAGAUCCUGGACCUAAUCCAAGACUUUUUUCCCCUUCAUUCUCUCUCCUCACCCCCGCCGUCAGACUCUGAGAGAUGAGUAUCCACGCUUCCACCUUCAGCCGGUGGCUUUGCCUUUCUGGGGAUCAAGCUAACGCUCCCUGCAAGGGACCUAUCUGGCUUCAUGACUCCGUUAUUACUGCCCCUUUCGAUGCUAUUACCCGAACCCAGGGCCUGGUCCACGCUUCUCAAGGAUAGUUGUCAGACUUAAGCGUUUAAUGACAUCCGCUUGGGUCAAAGACUGGAGACAGGAUCAAGUGUGGACCCGCACUGUCAACUUCAGAAUCCCUGGGGACCUGGUCAGAAAUGCCCAUUCUCUCGGUCCUCCAUUGUCAGUCUCUUGGGCAGGGAGGGGGCGUCCCUAGUGGGUGGCUGUGAGAUGGCUGGAAGUGGACAUCCAGUGGAUGUGGAGGCGCAGCGCCGGAGUGCCGGAGAUCUCCAGCUCCGGGUUCGCGGUCACGUGGGCUCUUCAGCUAACCACCCACCCCCUCUUCACCGUCUUUAAAAGGAAGACUCACUAACGCCGUUAGUCGCGGGUAAUCUUUGCAGCCUCUCCAGCUGCUGGCCUUUUUGAAACCAACUCCCAGGUCCCUGUCUCUUGCUAGGCUUCUAGAACCACCCCUUGAAACUUCCCGGGAGUAGAGGGGGGCGGGCGAGGGGAGCCUGGCCGGGAGGGAGCUGCUUGUGCUGCGACUGGCAUCCUUGGCACCCGGUCUGAGUAGAGUCUGGCAGUUCCAGCUGGGCUGAACGGCUGCUGUGAGUUCUGCGUGGGGACCAAGGAAAGCACGUGUCUGCUUUUAGAGAAUGCCAGGCAUUACACCUGCCCGUGAGUCUCUGAGAACAUAAUGUCUGUCUGCAUGUCUUCACACAAGGAUUUUUCUCAGCUGCUACCUGUUCAAGACAUGGAUAUCAAAAACUCACCAUCAAGCCUUAAUUCCCCUGUUUCCUACAACUGUAGCCAGUCCAUCCUACCGCUGGAGCAUGGCCCCAUCUACAUCCCUUCCUCCUACGUGGAGAACCGUCAUGAAUACUCCGCUAUGGCAUUCUAUAGCCCUGCUGUGAUGAAUUAUAGUGUUCCCAGCAGUGCCAGUAACCUGGAAGGUGGGCCUGUUCGACAGACCACAAGCCCAAAUGUGUUGUGGCCAACUUCUGGACACCUCUCUCCUUUAGCAACCCAUUGCCAGUCAUCACUUCUGUAUGCAGAACCUCAAAAGAGCCCGUGGUAUGAAGCAAGAUCACUAGAACACACCUUACCUGUGAACAGAGAGACACUGAAAAGGAAGCUUAGCGGGGGCAGCUGUGCCAGCCCCGUUACUAGUCCGAGUUCAAAGAGGGAUGCUCACUUCUGCGCAGUCUGCAGCGAUUAUGCAUCUGGGUAUCACUAUGGCGUGUGGUCCUGCGAAGGAUGUAAGGCCUUUUUUAAAAGAAGCAUUCAAGGACAUAAUGAUUAUAUCUGCCCAGCCACGAAUCAGUGUACCAUAGACAAGAACCGGCGCAAGAGCUGCCAGGCCUGCCGACUUCGCAAGUGUUACGAAGUAGGAAUGGUCAAGUGUGGAUCCAGGAGAGAAAGGUGUGGGUACCGUAUAGUACGAAGACAGAGAAGUUCCAGUGAGCAGAUGCACUGCCUGAGCAAAGCCAAGAGAAACAGUGGGCAUGUCCCCCGUGUGAAGGAGCUACUGCUGAGCACCCUGAGCCCAGAGCAGCUGGUGCUCACCCUCCUGGAGGCAGAGCCGCCCAAUGUGCUAGUGAGCCGUCCCAGCAUGCCCUUCACCGAGGCCUCCAUGAUGAUGUCUCUCACUAAGCUGGCCGACAAGGAACUGGUACACAUGAUUGGCUGGGCCAAGAAAAUCCCUGGCUUUGUGGAGCUCAGCCUGUUGGACCAAGUUCGGCUCUUGGAAAGCUGCUGGAUGGAGGUGUUAAUGGUGGGGCUGAUGUGGCGCUCAAUCGACCACCCUGGCAAGCUCAUCUUUGCUCCAGACCUCGUUCUGGACAGGGAUGAGGGAAAGUGCGUAGAAGGGAUCCUGGAAAUCUUUGACAUGCUCCUGGCGACGACGUCAAGGUUCCGUGAGUUAAAACUCCAGCACAAAGAGUAUCUCUGUGUGAAGGCCAUGAUCCUCCUCAACUCCAGUAUGUACCCCCUGGCUACAGCAAACCAGGAGGCAGAGAGCAGCCGGAAGCUGACACAUCUACUAAAUGCAGUGACCGAUGCCCUGGUCUGGGUGAUCGCUAAGAGCGGCAUUUCCUCCCAGCAGCAGUCAGUUCGCCUAGCCAACCUCCUGAUGCUUCUUUCUCAUGUCCGGCACAUCAGAUGGCUCAGAAACACCGAAGAACACGGUUCUCCUUCCAGAACGGUCAAAAUUAAGCACAAUCGCAUCUCUGCCGGCUUGUCAGAGGCAGACUGCAGCCACCACAAGCAUGCUGACGCCGGGAGAGAACCCAUCCCCCGAAUGGCUGAGCGCACACACUCUGCAGCCACCAUCUCACCAGUGAUCUCCAUUGUAACCAAAACAGAAAGACACAGAGAUAGCAGCGGCUGCCUGGGUCGCGGGUGCAGCUGUCAGCUGAAAUGGUACUUACUGUUUAUGAGAAAAAACCAUUCCUUAGGUUUCAGCGGAAGCUCCAAGUUCCCGGCUGCACCUCUACCUCCUGGCCAGGCGGCCCCUCCCCCUGCCCAGCCUGCCCUCUUCAUUCACUGGCUCACUAUCUUCCAACCAGGCCCUCCCCAAGGCUCCUCAUCUGAGGCACCAGCUCUGGCUGGCUUACCAGCACAGGGCUCCCGCUGGAAGCAAGACACCUUUUCUACGCUCUGCAAUAUUUAAUCUGUUUUUCCCGCUUGCAAAAAAGAAAAUGUCUCUCUCCAGCUCUCCUCACACACAGCCUUUGUUCUGACGCUACAGGAUUGCGAGGAUGAGAGGAGAAAGUCCCAGCGUUAUCUUGGCACCGUGAUAUGUAUGAAGUGCUAUAAAGCCAGGGAGGAAACAUUUCGAUUGGGAACAUGGGGGGAAAAAAGAUUUCUGGUCUAUAAUUUUUCUGUGUCAUGUUCACCACCAGCAGUGCAAACUGAAGCCAGAGCCAUUUAGGGGUGCCUUCCUCAGGUCCAGAAGAAGAGUUUUCCCUGAGGAGUUUUCCUCUUGCCUUAGAUCUGCUGUCCUGCCUGAGAAGGCCAGAGUUCAUUUUCUCUGUUCCACUGACUGCUGCAGAGGGACUCCGCCUUGCAGUACAAAUGGACCUCAAGAUAGAGGAAGAGAUUUGAGCUUCUCCCUGGGUUUUCCAAAAUGCAGGAACAUGGAAAUCCUUCUUUCUCCUAUGGAAAUGGGUCAGGCUUGCUUCUUUCCCUGUUUUGAGAGUUGAUCUCCUGUGUGUUCCUACAACCCACCUCUUAAGCUAUUAAUCUAUCCCCACCUUGGAGAGCAAAGCCUCCUCUACCAGUGCAACAGCAUGCAGGCUUGGCAACAUUAUUCAUAAAUGCUGCUGUUUUGUUCAUUCCCACAUGCUGGGCUGGGCCUGUGACCUCCUACUACAGGACAGGACAUGGAGGCUCACUCCCUGACCUCGCACAUCAGGCCAGUUGCUUCCCAUUUGCUGAUGGCUGCUCUCUCCUUGGGGAAGCCCUUGACUCCCAGGAAGACAUUUCUGCAGGGUGUGUAACAGCAGUCACGUGCUCCAAGGUAGAAUGGUUGGGCCGAUGACAAGGAAAAGAUAAAUGUGGAGGCCAACCUCCAGCUCCUUCCAGGCACCUGUGGUGACUAAAGUAAGACAGCUUCCUAACUGGCAGCAUUGUUUGGCCUUUCACAGUGACCUUGAGAAAAUACAGAUAGGAGAGCCAUGAAAAGUGCUGGCCCAUUCUCCAAAGGAUGAAAAACAAUCGUAGCCCAUGGUUGCCAGGGUAAUAACUGUUGAGCUUAAGUGACAACAUUUUACUUGCUAUUUGUAUAAACUUGAUAGGCUUUUCACGAUGGUAGGGGAAAUGUGAGAAGAAUGUUUAAUUUCUUCCAGUGUCUUUCCAGGGACUUGCUAUUUCUGAAAACAAAAGAGCCACCCAAUGUCCACAGGGAGGGACUAGUCUUUUUUGUUUACAAGCUACUGAAGUCUCUCCUUCAUACUCUAGUGUAAGGGUACUAAGCUGUUCAUGAUGAUGACAUCGAGGAGGCAUUCGAGAGAAUGGUAACAACAUUUUCCUGAGAAACUACAGAUCAACAGAGUGAAAAUGAUCUCUGUGAUCCUCACACAAGGGGGACUGUCCAUGUAAACCUUCCCAAGGGAGCUCUUCCAGGCACUGGAAAGUUUCAUCAGCUCAUUCACCCACACCACUGGACACAGUCUUUAAAAUGGUCCCGUCCUAGGGCUGAGGAGAUAGCUCAGUUGGUAAAGUGUGUGUCACACAAGCAUAAGGACCAGUGUUCAGAUCCCCAGUAUCUAUAGAAAAGCUGAGCGUGGUGGUAUGCAUACUUGUAGCCCUAGCUUGGGAAUGGGGGCGGGGAUGUACAGGAGGCAAGUGCAUUGCAAGAUCUCACUGGUCAGCCAUCUAGCCAAUCCAUGAAUUUGUUGGGGCUGUGAGAUGCCAUGGAGACAGAUGUGUGUUGGAUGGACGCUUGAUUGUCUUGGCAAGCUCUCCUUUGAAUCUCAGUCCUCACAGAUACCCUGCUAGGGAGGCAGGAAGCAGGGCUUGUGCAUGGUUUCUCAGCAUAGGGACUGAGGCGCAAGACUUAUUCAUCAUUUGUGAUUUAUUUCACUCCACUACUCAUGUGUUUCUCAAACAGAGUUCCCAUCAAGAGCACCACACCUUGCCGUCACAUCUGCACACGUUAGGAAUGAAGGUCUUGGCCUCACCUGGACCUGUGGAUGGAGCAGCUCUAGACGUGCUUAGGGCACUGAGGUAGGUUAUGACACAUGCUGAAGCUUGAGAACCACUGUCUUCCAGGAGACAGUACCUGACAAUGAGCUCUAGGUUUCAGAAAAAUUAUAUAUGGUGCCUUGGAAACCCAGCAUCCCAAAGGAGUUGGACAUGUCUUUAAAAUACAUUGUGCAGUGAGACAGACAGACUUUGGCUCCUGUUCCUGCCCUGAGUGGAUGUCAUUUUCCUUUUCUGAGUGGCAGUUCCCUCUCUGUAAAUGAGAAGGCUUCAGCUGACCAUGCAGUGUUGUCUCAAGAGCCAAAACAGCAAAUGUGAGGAGCCUAGCUGUCUGAAAUGAUCAGAUGUAAUGUAGCUUUAAGAAACCUGUUAUGUGGUACUAAUUAUUUUGAAAUUUGUUGAGAAUAAAACUAAAGUAUUAGAUUUUUU